Messenger RNA from Staurois parvus, 1479 nucleotides. The record is from the annotation of a GenBank genome assembly. NCBI's taxonomy places the organism in Eukaryota, Metazoa, Chordata, Amphibia, Anura, Ranidae.
UCAGACAUCAAACAUCUCACACGGGGGAAAAACCUUAUUCCUGUUCCUGAGUGUGAGAAAUGCUUUGUUUAUAAAUCAGAGUUUGUCGUACAUCAGAGGUCUCACACGGGGGAGAAGCCAUUUUCGUGUUGUGAGUGCGGGAAAUGUUUUUCACACAUAUCCAAUCUUUAUGAACAUCAGCGAUUGCACACAGGAGAAAAGCCGUAUUCCUGUUCUGAGUGCGGGAAAUGCUUUUCACAGAAGUCCAAUCUUUGCAAACACCAGAGAUUGCACACAGGAGAUAAGCCGUUUUCAUGUCCUGAGUGCAGGAAAUGUUUUGUACAAAAAUCACAACUUGUUAAACAUCAAAAGUCUCACACGGGGGAAAAGCCGUAUUCCUGUACUGAGUGUGGGAAAACAUUUUUAUUGAAAUCCAGUCUUUGCAGACAUCAUAGAUUACACACAGGUGAGAAGCCGUAUUCCUGUUCUGAGUGCGGGAAAUGUUUUUCACAGAAGUCCAGUCUUUAUACACAUCAAAGAUUGCAUGUGGGGGAAAAGCCUUAUUUCUGCUCUGAGUGUGGGAAAUGUUUUUCAGAAAAAUCCAAGCUUUAUGACCAUCAGAUAUUGCACACGGGUGAGAAGCCGUAUUCCUGUUCUGAGUGUGGAAAAUGUUUUGUAAAAAAAUCACAACUUGUCAGACAUCAAACAUCUCACACAGACGAGAAGCCAUAUUCCUGUUCUGAGUGUGGGAAAUGUUUUUCACGAAAGUCCUGUCUUUACAGACAUCAGAGAUUGCAUGCAAGUGAGAAGCCGUAUUCCUGUUCCGAGUGCGGGAAAUGCUUUGUACAAAUAUCAUACCUUGUCUCACAUCAGAGAUCUCACACGGGGGAGAAGCCACUUUCCUGUCUGUGCGGGAAAUGCUUUUCAUGGAAGUCCAAUCUUCGUAGACAUCAGAAAUUGCACGCAGGGGAAAAGCCUUAUUCUUGUUCCGAGUGCGAGAAAAGUUUUGUAAAAAAUGCAGAUCUUGUCAAGCAUCAGAGGUCUCACAUUGGGGAAAAGCCUUAUUCCUGUCCUGAGUGUGGGAAAUGUUUUUCAGAAAAGUCAGAUUUACACAGACAUCAGAGAUCACACACAGGGGAGAGGCCUUAUAUCUGCUCUGAGUGUGGGAAAUGCUUUGUACAAAAAUCAGUACUUGUCACACAUCAAAUGUCUCACACGGGGGAAAAGCCACAUUUCUGUCCUGAGUGCGGAAAAUGUUUUUCACGGAAGUCCAGUCUUUACAGACAUCAGAGAUCGCACACAGGGGAGAAGCCGUAUUCCUGUUCUGAGUGCGGGAAAUGUUUUGUACAAAAAAUAUCACUUGUCACCCAUCAAAGAUCUCACAUGGGCGAAAAGCCGUAUUCCUGUCCUGAGUGCAGGAAAUGCUUUACAAGAAAGUCCAAUCUUUCCAUUCAUCAGAGACUGCACAAGGGGAAGAAGCCACUUUCCUGUCCUGAGUGA